AUGCCUUACCCGUUUCCGUGCUCCCCGCGUUACCCUCCCACACCCCUCUCUCCGCCUUUCCCGCUCCCCCGCAUUCUCGGUCUCAAUUGGAUGUCCAAGUUCUUUCUCCUUCAUGCCUUCCCCCUUUCCACGCUCCGUGCGUCAUGCCUUUAUUUCGUGCCUCUGUUUCUCUCCCCUCCCCGCAGUCUCGGUCUCAAUUGGAUGUCCAAGUUCUUUCUCCUCAUGACCUACUCGCUGCUGCUCAUGCCCGGCUUCCUGCAAGUCAUGUGGUACUAUUUCUUCUCCCCCAACGUCCGUCGGAGCAUAUCAUACGGCCGACUGCCGCGCAACAGCUUGGAUAUAUUCGUCCCCGCCAGCCCCUCCCCCCGCCCUCGCCCCGUCGUCAUCUUCAUAACCGGAGGCGCGUGGAUUAUAGGCUACAAGGCGUGGGGCACGUUAUUAGCACAGGCGUUAGAGGAGCGCGGCGUGAUUGUAGCGAGUAUAGACUACAGGAACUUCCCGCAGGCCACCGUUAGCGGCAUGCUCGACGACGUGACACGUGGCAUCGGCUGGGUGCUGCAAAAUAUCCACCGGUAUGGCGGGGACCCGAGUCGCGUGCACCUCGCGGGGCAGUCGGCCGGAGCGCACUUGUCGUCCGUGGCGAUUAUAAGACAGGCUCUUAUGCGCGCUUCGGAGGCACCGCCGUCGGAGCAGCAGCAUAAUCUGUCUCCUUUCGGUAGCAACUUGCAGCAGCCGCAACAACAGGAGCAGCAGCAGCACCAGCAGCAGCAGUUGGCGAUGGAAGGCGAAAGCUCGUGUUCAGGGGUAGUUGUUAGUGUAGCAGAAACAGGUGCAGGAAAGACGGUGAUUCGUUAUCCGUCUGUAUCCCUUGCUUCCUUCCCACCAGCUGCUGCUGCUUCCGCGAAGGUUCAUCCUGUCGACGCCUGGAGGAUCAACGCUGCUGCCGCUUCUGCCUCUGCCGCUGUCACUAUUUCUGACGUCCCCGUUACAAGUUUCUCCGAUUCUGCCGCCCUCCCCGUUCUGGCCACUUGCGCCGACUCUGGUCUUCCCGCGUCCCCUUUCCCCCUCCCCGCCGCUGCUGUCUUUCCACCCGUCGCUUCCGCCGGUUCCCCCGCCGACCCGCAAGCAGCGCCAGCCGCGGAAGGGCUGCGCGCGGAAAUAGAGGCGGCGGCGGAAGUGCUGCGCGCGGAGGGCCUGCGCGCGGAAGUUCUGCGCUCGGGGAACGCGCCGUUCCGCUCGCUGUCGAUGCGGCGGCUGCUGGCGCAUCUGGCGGGGAGUGGCGGAGCGGAGGGGAACGAGCCGGGGAGGGGCGUGCUCGACGUGUGGGGCAGCGAGCAGAUCAAAUCUUUCAUUGGCGUCUCGGGAUGCUACAACCUAAUCAACCUGGAACCGCAAUUCGAAUCCAGGGGAAUGAAUCCCUACCUCUUCCUCUCCAUAUUCGAGGGCGAGGAGUCUCUCCCCCUCUUCUCCCCCGAGCUCCUAGUCUCCCGCCCCACCUUCAAGGCGGCCGCCCCCCUGCUGCCCCCUGUGCACCUCUACCACGGGGUGGACGAUAUAUCUGUGCCCUUCACUGCCAGUGAGGACUUUGGAGCAGCGCUGCAAACAUCAGGGGUUGAGACGAGAGUGAAGCUGUACAGUGGCAAGGGGCACAUCGACCUCACUCUUCAGGAUCUGUUUCGGGGCGGCAGAGACGAACUGGUGGAAGAUGUUUUGGACAUAGUGCAUGGCGUGGAUAGGCACAGCCCCAGCCCCAGCCCCAUCCACAGCCACAGCCACCACUCAGAUUCUGCCACGUCAGCAAUGGAUGUUGCAGCAGAAGCUGCAUGUCCUUCAAGGCCUGCACCUAGUGCUUCCACUGGAGCCGUUUCUGCCUCUCAAGCCACCGUUGCUGCUGCAUCUCCUGCUACUAUGUCGCCUGGAUCGGGUGGUUACGCGACGGUUCAGGGAUCAACUCCUGCUGCUGUCAUUGUUCCUGGAGAAAUCGCUGCCCAGUGCCCAGCAGGGCUGUGCGUUGCUGGGGAGACAAAUGAGCCACGGAAGAAGCGGUCGGCUGCACCAGUCGAGAGGGGCUUAUGGUCGGACAAGGAGAGCACCAUAUUCGCCGCGGCGAAGUGGUUCAUGAAAGAGGAGCUCGAGUCUCUCAAGGGGAAGCAGGGGACGCAAUACUGGGUCCGACUACUCGCGCACAUCAAGGAGUCGAACCCUGGAUGGUGCAGGGGUGUCAACGUGUUGCAGAAGCAGUGGCGUAACUUGACGCUCCUCUGGCGGGAGUACAAGCGUGGCGACGGGGGGUCAGGCCACGGCUCGGUUGAGAAACCACCGUGGUAUCCGUACCUGGAGCUGCACAACCAGGACACCGCCGCAGCCGCACCGCAUGCGGUGGACGGCGGCUGCGCCACGGACGUCAACGUGCCGGCCGGCAUGGAGGUUCCAAGUUCGCGCGCACGGGUGCAUGAGACAGCUACCAUGCAAGCAGCCAUGCUGGUCUCCGCGACCAUCAAGGAUUGUCACGGUGACGCGAUGACGCGCAUUGAGAGCCUCGUCCGUGAAUGGAUGGCGCAGGACAUGCGACUUGCCCGCGAGCGCAUGACUGAAUCGGCGCCCCCGGACGUGCACCGUGCGCCGCCGGAUUUCAGCCCUCCUCCACCACGCGGGGAGUCCGCACCACCUCCCGAAGCCGCACAGCAUGGCGACGAUGUUGGCGACGUCAACACCGUCACUCCGGGUGCUGAGGAUGUGGAGAUAUGGGUGCGCGGCGCCGACGAUUAG
Closterium sp. Naga37s-1 is the source of this 2769-nucleotide messenger RNA. The record is from the annotation of a GenBank genome assembly. NCBI's taxonomy places the organism in Eukaryota, Viridiplantae, Streptophyta, Zygnematophyceae, Desmidiales, Closteriaceae.